UAAUGUAAGUGUUCGCUCAGUAUGUUUAUAAUAAGCUAUGAUGGGGUGAUUUUAGGCAAGGUGAUGGUGGAGGACGAAAUCGGGGUGGGUGGCGGGGGGAAAGGUCUGAGUGAGGCAGCAUCGAGUACCCUCACUGUUUCUCUGGGUCGCUUCGUGGGCGCACGCUCCUAGCCCCGACAGUUCGCUCGCGACCGUGCGGACGAACCGCAAUGUAGUUUCACCUAACAGUAACAGAACAAGCCUCAAACUGUUUUCAACUUUUUCAAAAGUUGUUAAAAAAUUAUCGGGUGGCCCAGGAGACGCGUCCCAGGCUGGCAGUUCAGGUGAACAAGCCAAAGAGCCGGAACCGUCACGCACCGAACCGUUGCCCCGUCGCCUCGGCUCCGGCAUGGCGGGCAUCAUAUCCAAACUGAAGAGCGUGAGCACCCAGAACCCACCGCAGCUGGAGAGCAAUCCGAUCAUGCAGUACUUCGAGAUUGGCAAGGAGAGCAGUAAUGCAGGUCCCGGGCUCGUGUGGCGCGUUCACGACGCCUACAGAAAAAGUGACGGGAAGGAAUGUUCAGUCUUCAUAUUCGAUAAGCGGAUUGCUGAGAAACUAUACAAACCGAAACGCAAGGAGAGUAUGCUCGACCGCCUCCGAGCAUGCGUAGCCCUGCUUGAGAAGCUGCGCCACCCGAAGAUGCUGCAGAUCAUCCACUCGCUGGAAGAGGGCCACAACACCAUUGCCUUUGCCUCUGAACACGUACUUGCCAGCCUGCACAACAUACUCGCCUGGCAUGAGUCAACGCCGGUGGUGCCGGGCGCGCAGCCGCCAGUGCUCCCGCACCCGGUGUCGCUCGGCCCCCCCGGCAUGCAGAACCCCCAGGUGAACGCCACGCCGCAGCGACCACCCUACGCCAAGGAAUACUUCUUUUUGGACAUCGAGCUUCGAUAUGGAUUACUACAGAUCAUCGAGGCGCUGCACUACCUACACUACACGGCGCGCCAGAUUCACCGCAACGUGUGCCCGCAAGUCAUCAUCGUGACCAGGCGCGGUACAUGGAAACUUUUUGGCUUAGAGUUUAUUGAAAAUAUUCUUGGAGAUGACCCCACAGAGAUGCUGACAGUUGCCCCGUGGUCUAUCAAAGUGGCCAAGAUUGCCCAACCAAACCUUGAUUAUUUGGCUCCCGAGGUGCAGACGAACGGCAACUGCAACAUCUUGUCGGACAUGUUUUCACUGGGGCUGGUGAUCUGCGCGAUAUUCAACUCCGGAAAACCACUUAUACAGGCCAACAACAACCCCAUGCUUUACGUCAAGCAAAUCGAAUUCUUGGAUGAGCAAGUAAGCGCCGUGUUGCCGCGAGUGCCUGCCGCGCUGCAGGAGGCAGUGCAGCGGCUGCUCUCCCGCGACCCUCAUCCGCGUCCCACCACACAGCUGCUACCCCUCAUCAAAUACUUCAAAUGCCAAAGCGAAGUCGCUAUUCAAGCCAUGCAGUUCCUUGAUGUGAUUACAAUGAAGGACCCCAACUCAAAAAGCAACUUCUACAGGCAAACUCUCAUCGACGCACUUCCAUACAUACCAAAGAAACUGCGCUGGCAGCUGGUGUGGCCCGCGCUGCAGCUUGAGGUGCGCACGGCCGAGGUGCUGGCGGCCGUGCUGCAGCCCAUCAUCUGGCUCACCAACGAAGCCACCCCUGACGAGUUCAGCCACUAUGUUCUUCCCACCCUCAAGAACCUGAUGAAUUCUCCAAAGAGUGUUCAGGCCUCUGUCACGGUCUUAGAGAAUUUGCACAUAAUUUUAAAGAAGUGCAAAAAGGAUGAGGUGAACAAUGAGAUUAUGCCUAUGCUCUACACAGCUUUGGAUAACAACACUAAUCAAAUACAGACUUCGUCUCUGAUAGCAAUGCAGAACGUAUCCGAUUACAUCGAGGAUAAGGCUCUCCAUGGAAUUGUGCUGGGAAAGGUUAAAGUGCUAUUGGAAAAAAAUCAGAGUGAUGUUAAGAUAAUUAGCCUAAUCCUCGGAUUUUAUGAAAAGAUUUUAGUUAGAUUGGAAAGAAAUCAUAUUCUCGAACAAGUGAUCCCCACUCUCCUGAGCAUGAGGUUGAGCGAUCCCGACAUUAUCAACCGCGUUGUCCGGCUUUACAAGUCAAUGCUCUUGGAGCGGAAAUUCGGCUUAACAACGAACGUUAUGGCAACAAAGAUGAUCCCAUCACUGGCACCGCAAACCGUCAAUCCAGCGUUGAACGUUGACCAAUUCACUAACCUAAUGGAGAUUCUCUAUGAUAUGCUGGACAACAUUGACAAGAACCAGCGCUACAAAUUGAAGCUGGACAGCUUGACUUUGCCAAGUCCCGAGCGGCAUCGUCCACUGCGGCACCAGAUGAGCACCGACAAUAUGAACGUACCACCCUUCAACAUCCCUAAUUUGCGUGUAGAGCAGCGAAAGACUUCCAGCGCCGAAGACAUGGCACGCAAGAACUCUAUCGGUGGACAGAGUAUCGGCACGGGAAGUGUUGGUGGUGGCUUCAAGAGUACUGGGAUUGGGCAAUGGUUCUUUGGAUCGAGCAACUCCACAGCCGCUGAUAACAACUUUUUACGUGUGGCUAGCGCAUUUCCUAACCGUCGCCUCUCUGAUAACACUCUAAUGACCCCCAAAAUUCGUAUAGCUCCCUCUUGUGCAUCGUCCCCCGGUGGCACUCCAGGGGGUAACUCAGGAUUGCCCACAAGACGCCAUUCCAGUAUUGGCCCUCAAGAACGUCGUGGGUCAGCAGUCAAUUUGUCGCCGCCUACCGGCGGGUCUAUGCCUAAUACGUCGUCCAGCGUGCCGUUUCUGCUAACGUCAUCGAUGCAGUCGAUCCGAUCACGGCGGCCGUCGGCGUGCUUGAGUGGCUCGCAGGGCUCCGGCAUCUUGCAGCAGCUCAGCAGUGGCAUGUACCAGCUGUUUUCCGGGCGUACGUAAAGAGAGUUUCGUUAAAGAUAUAGCCGCGUAGCGUUAAAGCGAACGCAAUGAUAGCGGCGCCGUCGCGUGUCGCCGCGCCGCCUGCGCCGCCUCGACGCUCCGCGGCCCCCACUUCACGCCCGUCUCGACACACUCAUCUCACGUUAUUUAUGAACAGCACGUGCUCUGUUACAAUGAUCGUGAUCCCGCACGUAACUUAUUAUGAUUAUAUUAAAUAUGACACUGGAAUGUGUAGAACCUAUUCGUGCCAAUAUUACUAUAUUUACACCAAAAAUAAUACUUCAGCUAUUUUACGCAAUAAUACCCGAUUUACUUUACAAGGUAAACACUGAAAUAUUUUAGAGUAGAAAUAACAGUAGUAAUUAAGUAGUCAUGUUUUUAAAGAGUGGAAUCACCCUGAAUCGUAUUAUCCCGAAGCUCUUCAGUGUACUAUCCCAAGCCAUAUAGGGAUACCAAAGAAUAUUUUUAAUACUUAUAAAUUCAUAAAUUGUUAUGUUAGAUAUUGUUCCUGAUGUCAAAUUACAAAUAGUUAACUGUAACCUAUCGUAACUUUGCUGUUGGCCAUUAUUAAGGCCGCAUAAAAUUAUGACAGAACAUUGCCAGAAAUGAUGAAAAUAAAUCACAACCGAAUGAAAUAUUUCAACCUCCAAAAUAUUAAAAAUGUUUUACAUUCUAUUUUGAUAUAAUAUGAACUCUGAAGUUAUGUUCUAAAAACUUUCAGUGCUACCAAUGUAAUUGUACCCAGUAUCGGCGCAUUAUUACUACGUGUACCUAUGCAUAACUUUGCACUCACUUUAAUUGAGGGCAUAUUAGAGUAGGUAUAUUUAAAUAUAUAAAUAAAUGCUUUCAAAUUAAUAAAGGCGCAAUUAAUUAACUAUAAAAAUGAAUGGAGAGCUUAUUAUUAUAAUAGCUACGUGUUGUAUAAAAUAGAUUGAUAUGUUUUAAUACAAUCUUGAUCAAAAUGUAGAGUAACAGAUAGAUUAGAAAUAAUGAAACUAUUGCAAAACAAUUAACACGAUUUGGCAAUCUGGGAACAGUGAGAUUUAAAAGGUAGGUUUGCUAAAUAAAGGUAUUCUCGAAAAGAAUACCUUUUUUUAGAAGAAGGGUAUUCUCGUGUCUCCACGACAUAAUAUCUGCCGUUUGUCUCAAGGAAGGAGAAACAAAAGGUUGUGCUGUCAGAAUUGUUAACUAAAUAAUUCUUACUAAGUAUUCUUAGUAACAAAACUUAGCGUCGGCAUUGCCAUAUUACACAAACCCAUUAUAACUCUGAUCUGCAACGUAAUUUAGUUGCUGUUAUAAAGUUGAGGGUCGCUAGGAAUAAACAACACAAUAUACAACUAUAAAUAGCGUUAUUUUUUCCAUCUUUAAACUAUUUGACUUUUUUGCUCUAGCCUCUAUAUUAUUGUAUAGGUAAUGUAUAAGAAAAUCAAACUAUAAAACACUUGUUACGUUUUUACCUAUGUCAAAAAUGAAAUAAAGCAUUGCUGCGUCGCGAAAUCAAUUAUGAAACUUUUAACCUCAUUGAAUAGAUACCAGAGCAAAGAAUGUAAAUGUCUCUUUUUCUAGAUUGCCAUUGUUCCUAUUACAAAUAUAAACGAUCACCAAAAAGCCACAUUUCUUUUUUGGAUUCCUGUAAGAAAAGCUGAUUUUAUUCCCGACGCAUCUCUGAGAACUUGGGAAUCUCAAAAAUGGAUAGCAUUAUAUUUUUUUUAGUAUAUGGGCUUAAAUUAAGGUUAAACAAUUUACGUAGCUGGAAAUACCUUUCUGGAAAUUGCACAACGCCCUUGUCGCAAAUUGCCAAGUAAGGAGUGUAACCAAUUAAUAUAGUACAAUUAUGAAAACCUGAUGAUUUAUAACCAGCCAUGUCAGAGAUAUCUCUGAAUAAGCUAACUCUGCAUGGCAUUUGCAAUGUGUGGGAAUGUCAUCUUUAAUAUAAUAUUUCUAUGGAAAUAUGACGUGUAUAAGGACACUCCCACACUUUGGUCUGUACACGUCGGAGCUGACUCUAAUAUAAGUCCACUUACUUAUCUUCGCCUUCCUGAAGGGUUGCCACUUGCCAGCGCCCAGUAAAGAGGAGAAACGUCAACGCGAUGUUAGACAUCAUCGACAACUACUCUUCUUCUAAAAAGCGCAAAUCGCGGCAAUAAUAGAGAUUGCAUGUACCUAUUUUUUAAUCCCAGUCAAAUAUUUCACGUGUGAUAUAUUAAUAGUGACCUAAAAUUUUAUUUCUAUUAGUCCCUUUUAGUAGUUCCUACAUCAAAAGCAUUUUUCUGAUUGACCGGUUUUCAGUUUGGCGUUCCAGUGAAUAGUGUGAAGUUUUCUCAUACAGUUUCGGGGGCAAUUUACAAGUAAUUAAUAAUAAAACGGUGAUGCGUUAUAGGUACCGCUACGAAGGGUUUGCACCACAUAAAAUAUUAAUUAAUAAGGUACCUUAUUGUUGUAUUCCGUGGUUUUAAAUGCUACGUAGUUCACCGUGUUGUCGUCUGUCGUUAAGCGGGUUGGUGGGAGUGAAUAUGCCCUUGGAUAUGGUAUUAUUUAAAUAGACUUGGGUGUAAGUAAAUUACCUACAGCAACCUACUUUUCAAUAAUUUCAACAUCACUUGCAGUGCAUUUUGCUCGAUCUUUUGGUUUCAACGAGGUGCACUACGAGUGAUGACGAAAUGAGAUCGAUUUGAAAUAAUUUGUUAAUUUCUGCGGAAAUGUAAACCGAACCUACCUUCAACUGUAUUGUCGGAUGGCUGUCUAUAAAGAAACCCGACUUUUAAAUUCUAUAGAUCCUGAAAACUGUGAAAAAUAGAGAUAAUACUCCUAAAAAUACGUGUGAUACCUCAUUAGAUUCGUCAUGAUGCCUAGAAAAAUGUAUUCGAAACGUGUAUUAGCACACAAAAAAUAUCAAAAGUUAUAAACAAAAAAAGGGGGGGAAAGUAGUUAUUUUUUAUUUCCCCAAUAUCUCAACAAGUACUUAUUAAUAUUUAAGAAACCAAACUUAAUAUUAUAAAAGAGGAGGAUAUUUUCAAUAAAACAUUCUAUACUGGCAGAACUGUAUAUCCAUUAUUUAUACUUUUUAUUCAACGUUGAACACAGCUCUCCGCGCUUCAAUUUCGGGAAACGCGCGUGGAGUGAAAAAGCGAUUACGUAACAUUAAAUAUAAUUUUAAAGGUAUUAAAUAUUCAUUAAAAUUUUAAAAAAAAUUAUGGUGUGCUGUGAAAUUUAAAAAAAACAUAUCAACAAAUGUGCUACUUGUAGAAAUUUAUCUUAAAGUUAUUUUUUGAACGAGUUAGUCAAUUAUUAAUUAACAA
This is a messenger RNA of Cydia fagiglandana, 6237 nucleotides long. RefSeq names its product SCY1-like protein 2 (gene bma). Lineage: Eukaryota; Metazoa; Arthropoda; Insecta; Lepidoptera; Tortricidae. The transcript has 17 exons. Gene Ontology annotation, molecular function: ATP binding; protein kinase activity. Gene Ontology annotation, biological process: protein phosphorylation. Bases 389 to 2938 code for a protein of 849 amino acids. The record is from RefSeq and is a predicted model, not a curated record.